CCUGCUCUUCUAUGCCACCUUUGUUUAUUAUCUCUCCAAAGACAGGUUCUAAGUCUUCUGGGGGAAAUCUGGCACUUUGGGGGCAAUUAUAGAGCAUCUGGGCACUGUGGAGUUUGCAUUAAUCAGGCUCAAGCAGAAAUGCCACAUACCCCUCGCCAACGGUUGCAGCCUCGAGCUCCAGUUUGGUCAGAGACGGAAACUCGAGACUUCCUUGCCCUCUGGGGUGAACUGCUGAUUUUGAGGUGGAUUGAAAACCGGCCACCAAACAGUGACAUCUAUGAGGAUCUCUCAGCCCAGAUGAUAGCCAGGGGUCACGAGCGCAACGCUUCGCAGUGUAGGAACCGAGCCCGGGAUCUGAAGCGAAGUUAUCGGAGAGCCAAAGAUGCCCAGAUCUGUGCUGGAGCAGAACCCGUGUCUUGCCGUUAUUUCCGAGAGUUGGAUCAGAUGUUUGGAGGUGAAAUGGAUAGUGUCACCAACCGGAGCUUGGUCAGCAUGGAUGGAUCCAUGCGGGUGGUGAUAAAAAGAGAAGACGCAAAAGACAUGGAGGCCCAGGCCUCCGAGGAAGAGAGCAACCAAAUGACACCCCCAAACACUCUCUCAAGUAUGGAUGCAGACACAGACACGGAAACCGAACCGAACGUGGGGAUCCCACGAGAGUUAGUGACAGUGAUAGAUCCCAAUGUGAUUGAAACCACAAUAGUUGAGGAAGGUCCUGAAGAGAAGGCGGUGCCCUUGUGUGGGCAACCCAUUCCACGCUGCAGUGAAGAUGGGCACCACACUGCUAUUGGUAGAGGCAGGCGAGAUAAGUCCUUUGGUCAUCCCCUGACAACAGCAGAAAGGAUGGCAUCUAUGCGGGAGAGGAAGAGGCGGUCUCAUGAGGAGAUGAUGCAUGAGAUCAUGACCGACUACAGGAGGACCUGGGAGACCAUGGAGGCUCUUCACGAGAGGAGUGAAAACAACGCUGGGGACUUCCGUGAAGCAGUGCUGAGGGAAAUGCUUCUGGACAGACAGGCUCGGACACGGGAGGCCCAUCUAGAUCGUGAAUCCCGGACAAGGGAGGCCCAGUUGGAUAGAGAGGCCAGGUCUAGGGACAACCAGCUGGAGAGAGAGAUUAGGAUUAAGGAGCUCAGUAUGAUUGAAGCCGAGCUUCAGCGCACCAGGGACAUCCUCCAUCCGAUGGUUGAUGCUGUGGCAUCUAUGGCAGAGGCCUUGCGUAUGGCUAGCAGGAUAUUGCCGCCGUCACAGCCCGCACAGCAAGCGAGGGGUGGAGUCUUUUUGGAAUCAAAGGAAAUCAAGUAA
Protobothrops mucrosquamatus (brown spotted pit viper) is the source of this 1299-nucleotide messenger RNA. RefSeq lists its product as uncharacterized. The transcript has 2 exons. The record is from RefSeq and is a predicted model, not a curated record. Bases 139 to 1299 code for a protein of 386 amino acids. NCBI's taxonomy places the organism in Eukaryota, Metazoa, Chordata, Lepidosauria, Squamata, Viperidae.